AUGUACGACAUCAAUACGGAGGCGGUUCAUGCGACACUUAUGCUGGCGCAACUCGAGUUCGAAGCUGGCAGCCCAAAUAUCUGCUAUCUGCAUCUCGGAGGCGCUAUUCGCAAAGCGUUCGCUGCCGGACUGCACCGUGGCGACUGCCACCUGUCGAAACAGACUAUGUGGACUUUGUUCUGCAACGAGAGCUUGAUAUGUUUUGUAUUGGGCAAGCGACCAAGCUUGGGGGACAAGGAAAUCUCACCCCCGGUCACGCACGACUCGUCUUACGUUGCUUGCUUCGUUCGACUGUGCACCAUCGUGCGUGCCGCGUAUCAGAUAUACAGUCUUGAUGACACCGUCGUAGCAGAUUUGACCGCAGUUACAAUUGUCCAUAAGCAGCUUUGCGACUUCUCAAAGUCGCUUCAAGAACACACUCGGCCCAGAAUCGGAGGCCAGCUGUAUACUUUGUCGGGAGACGAUCUAGUGUGGCAGAUCGUUUUUUCAUACACAUUCUACAUCACCAAACUGCUUCUGUUCAGGCCCUUCGUACUACUGUGCCUAGAACUGAGUCGUCGCGGUAUCAAGGACAUCCUCUCAGAGCGCAAUGGUGGGGUUGUGAUGGCGGUGCUGUUCGAGGCUGCCAACCAAUCUAUCACUGCUGCGAAAGAGAUUAUUCACUUUUGCGACUCUUUGUUCUCGUUGCAGAUCGGAAUUGAGGUGUGGACUGCCUCAGGUCAGUCGUAA
Molecule: messenger RNA, 729 nt
Organism: Didymella exigua CBS 183.55
Lineage: Eukaryota; Fungi; Ascomycota; Dothideomycetes; Pleosporales; Didymellaceae
Exons: 2
Coding region: 1-729 (242 amino acids)
Biological process (GO): DNA-templated transcription; positive regulation of transcription from RNA polymerase II promoter by galactose
Cellular component (GO): nucleus
Molecular function (GO): zinc ion binding; DNA-binding transcription factor activity, RNA polymerase II-specific; RNA polymerase II cis-regulatory region sequence-specific DNA binding
Source: RefSeq, a predicted model, not a curated record